GCGGUGCGGCGGGCAGCAUGGCGGCCGCCACGGCUGCGGGCGGGCUGCGGCCCGUGUCGUUCCCCCGUCUGCUGAGGGCGGUGGGGGCCCGCGGCGGGCUGCCGUGGCCGCGGGGCGGGAGGGCGGCGGCGGCGGGCUGGAGCCGGCCGGAGCCCGGCGGAGAAGCGCAGUACUGCGCCGAGCUGCUGCGAAAACGUGACUAUGAAGGGUUUCUGUGUUCUCUGCUGUUGCCUGCAGAAUCUCGAACCUCUGCUUUUGCCUUGAGAGCCUUCAAUGUGGAGCUGGCCCAGAUUAAAGACUCCAUAACUCAGAAGACUACAGGUUUGAUGCGAAUGCAGUUCUGGAGGAAGGCUGUGGAAGAUAUAUACUGUGAUAACCCACCACAUCAGCCAGUUGCUGUAGCACUGUGGAGGGCUGUUAAGAGGCAUAACUUGUCUAAAAUGUGGUUCAUGAAGAUCAUUGAUGAAAGAGAGAAGAAUUUGGAUGACAGAGCAUACCGUAACAUCCAGGAGCUUGAAACGUAUGCUGAGAACACUCAGAGUGCUCUCUUCUACCUCACGUUGGAAAUGCUGGGUGUGAGGGACGUCCACGCUGACCACGCAGCCAGUCACAUUGGGAAAGCUCAAGGCAUCGUUACCUGUCUGAGAGCUACUCCGUACCAUUGUGCAAGGCGAAAGGUCUUUCUGCCCAUGGACAUUUGUAUGUUGCAUGGAGUUUCACAAGAGGAUUUCAUAAGAUGCAAGCAAGAGAAACAUGUGAGAGAUGUAAUUUAUGACAUUGCCAGCCAGGCCCAUAUUCACCUAGAACAUAUAUUUUAACCUAAAUUACUUUGAGAGAAGUUUCAAACCUGUAAGUAUUUUACAGCUACUUCUGUAUGGAUAUUAUAUUUAUCUGUAGGUACAGAAGGCAGUUUUCUCACAGCCAGGUGCAGUUACAUAUGUGUAAGUACUGCGUAAAAACCUUCUUACUGGGAGAGAAACUUUGAGCAGAAUAUUCUAAGUGCAAGAAUGAGCCAGAAUGGUAUCAGCACCAUAGGAAGGACUUGCACAUAUGGUACCUCACAGCACAGCCGGAGGGGAGGGCAUUUUGGCUCCAACUGCUGGUUAGUGUUUGGGAGGGGAGAAUUCAUUCCUUAACGUGACCAGACAUGCUCAGAACUGUGUUGGGAAAUGUGUUUUCUGUUUAUUUCUUUUUGGGUUCACAGCCAAGUGCAUUAGGAAGGGCACUUCUUGCUUGGAGCAGUAGAUAAUGAAUUCUGAAGACCUGCUUAAACUUCUUUUUUUUUAAUAAAUGCUCUUAUUUUUAGCUACACUCGCAACCUAAUGCAAAAAGCAAAAGAAUGCUUCAUCAGCAGGGCACUGUUAGUCUCCCUUUAUCUGGAAAAUAAAACUUGCAGGAAGCACUGUAAAGACUAUUCUUUUGUCAGCAGUACGUGUGUGCUCUGAGUAUCUCAUCCAGUCCAGGUAGUCUGAAAAGAUACUGCUUCAAAGUAAGGAAAUGUUGGAAUUCUCUGCAUUUACAUCAUGAAUAUAAUCCUCACUUACAAAGUUAGCCAUAAUCACAAAGUAUUUUCUGCAGUAUAGGCAGGAGAACCUUUCUUAAUUUUCAUUUUUCUGAAGGUAAAAUAAGGUAUCCAUGGUUUGUUCCGUGAGUUGUUGGUUAGCUGAUUAAUUUUUAGGGGUCAAAAAUAUGUAGCUUCAGGCUUUAUUUUUAGUACAGCCUAUGUGUAAUUUGUAUUAGAUGUAUUCCUCUUCAUGCUCUUUCACCUUGUCCAGUUCCAAAGGAAACUGUUAGUUGAGAAGCUGGAAAAAGAAGCAAAGAAAAUGGAAGGUCAAAACUGCCCACUUGAGUGUUCAAGCAGAAACUUCCUUCUCUUUUUUUCCCCUAAUCUUCUACCAGAAGAACACUACCAAACUCCAUCAUCAUCAGUGAAGAAUAAUGGGCAGUAGAGAGUUUGCUAAGUGUUCAAACCACUUGAAAUUGGCAUUAAGACGCAGUAGAGUAUUAGCUGCCUUAAUAAUCAGAGAGUCUUUGUGUAAGAUAAAGAUGCUUUUUUCCCUAAUGGAUGAUAUCUCAAGACUUCAGGUAAAUAUAGUGGGUUAGUGCCUUUAGGCGCAUCAGUUCUCCUGUAUAAAAUUGCCAUUUUGUUUUGCCUAAGGGUGUUAUCAACCGCUCACCCUCUGACUUGCUUGGAGCGGUGAAGCUUAAAACUGCAGAGGUUUUAACAGUCACAGAAUUUAUACGGCCACACAUGCUUUGCAGGAUAACAGUUAUUAUGCCCGUUUCACAGUCAGAAGGAACAAUCUGAAAAUGCUAAAUAAAUCUUGGGGAUAUUAUGUGUAAUAAAAUGGCACUUAAUCAACUGUGAGAGAAGUUUGUGAAGCAUGGUCAGCUCUUUUUGGUACUGUGACUGCUGACCAGCAGAGGGCAAAAGAAGACAAUGAAGGUUGUGGUUUUCUUUAGGACUAUUGCGUUUUAUCUGAAUAAAAGCGUACGAUGAAGGUGCUGUGUCAGUCCCACACAGCCCUUUGAAAUGUGUUAGCAGCCUUUACUUGUUCCCCAUCUUUGUCUUCAGUACUAUCUCCUGCAUUUUCCCAGGAGGUCUCCUUUUGGCCUUUUGCCCUUAUCUCGAUUAUGGUACAUCAGUUUGCCAGGGAAGAUAAGGUGCUUUCUAAAUGGCAGUCAUGCAGACCCAUUCUGAGUUAAGACCAUCAAGCAAGAUUACUUUUUUCCUUUGCUCUCACAAAUACCAAUAGUAAGCUAGAUCAGAGAAGGUAAUUUUCCUUUUCGAUGUAUGCACAUUAAUUUCAUCUUAGAGUUUUAAAAUAAUUUGCCCUCUGAAAAGAUUCAGUAUUUUUCCCUCCUAAAGUUUUAGCCACAUUUUCUCAUUUUUCUGGGAGGAUCGAUGUGUUCGUGGCAGAACACGAGCCAGCAGUGCGCUCAGGUGGCCAAGAAAGCCAUUGGUGUCCUGGCUUGUAUUAG
Gallus gallus (chicken) is the source of this 2982-nucleotide messenger RNA. It is a transcript of the gene NDUFAF6, whose product is annotated as NADH dehydrogenase (ubiquinone) complex I, assembly factor 6. Gene Ontology annotation, cellular component: mitochondrion. NCBI's taxonomy places the organism in Eukaryota, Metazoa, Chordata, Aves, Galliformes, Phasianidae. Gene Ontology annotation, biological process: mitochondrial respiratory chain complex I assembly; biosynthetic process. The transcript has 8 exons. The record is from RefSeq and is a predicted model, not a curated record. The coding region runs from base 18 to 818 and encodes 266 amino acids.